Molecule: messenger RNA, 1951 nt
Organism: Mandrillus leucophaeus (drill)
Lineage: Eukaryota; Metazoa; Chordata; Mammalia; Primates; Cercopithecidae
Gene: DSTN
Product: destrin (actin depolymerizing factor)
Exons: 5
Coding region: 409-855 (148 amino acids)
Biological process (GO): actin filament fragmentation; cell motility; actin filament severing
Cellular component (GO): cytoplasm; actin cytoskeleton; actin cortical patch
Molecular function (GO): actin filament binding
Source: RefSeq, a predicted model, not a curated record
GGAUAGCCGCCGGGCGGGGCGUUGCCGGACCGGCUGGUUGCGUAGCAACGGCGGGAGGUGCGUGACGUGCGCAGCCGCGUUCCGUCCCGAGGCGCGCCCGCCCCGGGGUAGGCUCGCGCCGCCGCGUCAGCUCAGCGCUCGGUCCCGCGGCUGUGAAGAGGACGCUCUGCAGACUCGCUGCCCGCCAGCUCCCAACCCCGCGUCCCUGCGACCGCCGCGGCGAAAAUGAUUUUCAGUACACCCACUAGAGGCAAAGACGUAACAGAGCUACCAGGUUAUUGAGAGGAAAUACACAGGCACUAGGAGAAUGGAGUUUAGAAGAAGGUCAGAGCCCUGGGCAGUGUUGAGCUGGGCUUUAGGGCCUCAGGAGUGCAAGUAGCUGAUGAAGUAUGUCGCAUUUUUUAUGACAUGAAAGUUCGUAAAUGUUCCACACCAGAAGAAAUCAAGAAAAGAAAGAAGGCUGUCAUUUUUUGUCUCAGUGCAGACAAAAAGUGCAUCAUUGUAGAAGAAGGCAAAGAGAUCUUGGUUGGAGAUGUUGGUGUAACCAUAACUGAUUCUUUCAAGCAUUUCGUGGGAAUGCUUCCUGAAAAAGAUUGUCGCUAUGCUUUGUAUGAUGCAAGCUUUGAAACAAAAGAAUCCAGAAAAGAAGAGUUGAUGUUUUUUUUGUGGGCACCAGAACUAGCACCUCUGAAAAGUAAAAUGAUCUAUGCAAGCUCCAAGGAUGCAAUUAAAAAGAAAUUUCAAGGCAUAAAACAUGAAUGUCAAGCAAAUGGACCAGAAGAUCUCAAUCGGGCUUGUAUUGCUGAAAAAUUAGGUGGAUCCUUAAUUGCAGCCUUUGAAGGAUGCCCUGUGUAGGUCUUUCAGUGCCACAAAUUGAAAGCUUCCAUGUUUAAUGUUAUCCUCUUGCUAUAUAAAUAAAGCAAAUAUAUUUAGGCCAGGGUCUCACUGAGGGGGAGCUGUCUCGUCAUCUUUUAGAGUAAACGAAAUAUUCUGUAAACAUAUGCAAACAGCCCCUAAAUAAAGUCUAAAGUUUUGUUGGUGUGAAAUUAAAUUCUUAUUGGCCAUAUGCUUGUUUUGAUGAGUUGAUUUAUAAAGAUUUUUGUUAAGCUCAGGAUUUUAAAUUAUGCAGUUCACAAAACAGUAAAGGCCAUGUGAAGAGAAUUAUUACAUCUUUAUUAAUCUCAGCAUUUACUUUGUUUCUUUUGCUUAGAAAAUUGCUCAUAAUCUGGUUAUAAUUUUGGCCCAAAUUCUUUAUUCUUCCUUGAGCUAAGCAGAAUAAUGGAAUAUAAUAUGUCUUUAUAAUAUAACAACACUAAUACACUAAUAGUAAGAUUAAGUCAGGCAGUCUUUUACUUCUACCAAAUGUGUAAUGGAGAUUGCCUCAAAAUUGUGUCCACAUAAUCCACGCUGAUCUUGCAAAAGCACUAUUUCAAGCACAUCAUUGGAAUACAGGAAGUAGCCCUGCACCUGCCGGUGAGCUCACCAUUCACUGAUUGGGAGAGUGACCUGGCAUCUUGGAAAUCAUGGUGUGUCUUCAGGAGAAUGUGCAGUGUCUUGUAACAAAUUAUAAUGCAAAUUAGGGCUACAUUGUAAUCUGCUUUGUUAAUGAAAAUGGUAAAACAAUAUUGACAAACUAGGACACCUGUGGUAUCUUCUAUUGUAUCUCCUUCAGAAGUUUGCUUCUUAUGGUAUAAUAAAGUAUGGAAGAAUAUCGAGUAUGUUUACUCUGGGCCUGGGAGAACUUAAUUUUCUAGAGCAGUUUGUUGACUCGUGUGCAGUGGGGAGAGGUACCAUGAUGACACUCACAGGGAGCCACUGUUCACUGACAUUUGGAAGUGGUCAUUGUUCGUAUCACGGGCGUAACACUUGGAACGAUAUAGAGAUGCACCAACAGUUGAACUUAGAAGUAGCAGUAUUGGCUUUGUGUAAUAAAGGAAGCAUUUUUGACUUA